Messenger RNA from Oncorhynchus keta (chum salmon), 10239 nucleotides. Its product is annotated as endoplasmic reticulum mannosyl-oligosaccharide 1,2-alpha-mannosidase-like. NCBI's taxonomy places the organism in Eukaryota, Metazoa, Chordata, Actinopteri, Salmoniformes, Salmonidae. Gene Ontology annotation, molecular function: calcium ion binding; mannosyl-oligosaccharide 1,2-alpha-mannosidase activity. Gene Ontology annotation, biological process: N-glycan processing; carbohydrate metabolic process. Gene Ontology annotation, cellular component: endoplasmic reticulum; membrane. The transcript is spliced from 16 exons. Bases 3702 to 5627 code for a protein of 641 amino acids. The record is from RefSeq and is a predicted model, not a curated record.
CACCUGGCGUGUAAGAUUUCAAAAAAGCUUUACAGCUAAAGCAAACCAAGCGUUUAUGUAAGGACAUCUCUCUCAGCAGACAAAACAUUACAAACUGCUAGCAGCAAAGUAGAUUGGUCACGAAAGUCAGAAAAGCAAUAAAAUGAAUCGCUUACCUUUGAUGAUCUUCGGAUGUUUGCAAUCACGAGACUCCCAGUUACACAAUAAAUGUUCCUUUUGUUCCAGAAAGAUUAUUUUUAUAUCCAAAAUACCUCCAUUUGGUUGGUGCGUUUUGUUCAGAAAUCCACAGGCUCAAGCGGUCACGACGGGGCAGACGAAAAUACAUUUUUUCAAUAGAAGAGAAAGAGAGAAAAUGUCUGCUCCAAGCUGUUGCGCAUGCACAACUCUGCUGGCACCCAGCCAUCCACUGACGUGAUCGUCCUUGCUCAUUUUUCAGAAUAAAAGGCUGAAACUAUGUCUAAAGACUGUUCACACCAUGUGGAAGCCAUUGGGAAAGGAAUCUGGUUGAUAUCCCUUUAAAUGGAGGGAAGGCAUGCAAUGGAACAGGGAGCUUUCAAAAUAAGAGGCACUUCCGAGUUGGAUUUUCCUCAGGUUUUCGCUUGCAAUAUCAGUUCUGGUAUACUCACAGACAAUAUUUUGACAGUUUUGUAAACUUUAGAGUGUUUUCUAUCCUAAUCUGACAAUCAUAUGCAUAUUCUAGCAUCUGUGCCUGAGAAAUAGGCAGUUUAAUUUGGGUACGUUUUUCAUCCAAACAUCAAAAUACUGCCCCCUACACUCAACAGGUUAAACCAUUUUGCCACAAAUUUGGAAGUAUGCUUUGCAUUGUCCAUUUGGAAGACCCAUUUGCGACCAAGCUUUAACUUCCUGACUGAUGUCUUGAGAUGAACACGUCUCCUUCCUGACCGGUAUGAUGGCUGCGUGGUCCCAUGGUGUUUAUACUUGCAUACUAUUGUUUGUACAGAUGAACGUGGUACCUUCAGGCAUUUGGAAAUUGCUCCCAAUGAUGAACCAGACUUGUGGAGGUUUAUAAUUUCUUUGAGCUGAUUUCUUUUGAUUUUCCCAUGAUGUCAAGCAAAGAGGCAGUGAAGUGAAGUAAUCUGUCUGUAAACAAUUGUUGGAAAAAUUACUUGUGUCAUACACAAAGUAGAUGUCCUAACCGACUUGCUAAAACUAUAGUUUGUUAACAAGACAUUUAUGGAGUGGUUUAAAAACGAGUUUUACUUACUCCAACAUAAGUGUAUGUACACUUCCAACUUCAACUGUAUGUUAUGGAAUGCAUUUUAUCCAUUGUUUUUAAUGGUAGGCCUACAUUAUGAUCAAAUAGCCACAUUAGCCUACUUGGCCACUGUUCAAACUGUAACAUAAAGCAGCUACAGCCAGCCUCAGUGUUCACAGUAAAUGCGCCCUGAAAGUUGCACAACAUUUUCACAACGUUCAAGUUUGCGUGUGCUCAGCAGACCUGAAAUGUGCUUGGUGUCGAAAAAAAAAACCAGAGGGAUGUGUUACAUUGAUCCUAACCAGGGCAGCCCAGCUGAUGCCAUUCUGGUCUACUGUGACUUCACUGCAGCACCAAAGAGCUGUCUGUCUCCUCUCCAGCCUCAGGUACUUCCACAUACACCUCUGGCUCUGGGACCCUCUGAACUAUAGAUCUGUUUUUCAUGUGGUAAUAACAUAUGCUAUGUGUGUUUGAAAUUCGUUCAAACCUCAGGUGCCAAUGAAGGCUUGGCUGAAGGAUUCUAGGACAAAUAUCUCAUUUCAUUGGUUGAGUUCAAUGGAAAGAGGCCUUCAAGUGAGGCUCAAAUCCAACCUUGAUUCUGUCUUGCUCUCGUGUCCUUAGUUUGAUUUGAUGCUUUGAAACCACACCUUCCAUUUCCUCUCCCAGUUUGAGUAUUCAGGACCGGAUGUAGUGCAGAUGAGGUUCCUUAGGUUAAACAGCAGGCUCACCAGUCAGAACAUUACCUACUCCUGCCAGCCUGGGACAGACAGUGAUCAGGGGAAAGAGAGUUGAAGUUCCUGGCAGACACACGAAGACAAAGUUACCUGGGGACAUUACGAGAGUGUGUGUCCUCUGAGGAGCUGGAUUCCGGAGACCGUCGUGAGUCAGGGUUCCAGUUUGAGAGCGAGGACCUCGAUUUGCUUCCACUGAGAGAUCUGGCAGUGUUAGGAAGCAGUGACCUCACACAGGAGUUUGGAUUCACUGUCGGGUCUGUGUUCUUCAGCUAAAGGAAAGAGAGACACUCUCUCUAAGGACUGAUAAGAGCAGAGACAACAAUGAGACAAUCACCAGACAACCUCCAGCUAGUGGGGAAAUGACUCAGAGAUACUGGAAAGAGACAGAGAAAGGCAUCAGCAUUUCUCCACUUCUCAUGACAGAAUUGUUUAUUGACAAAGUAGAAGUACCAACCAACAGGACAAAGUGUCUGUUUUCUCUCUCCAAAGGUUAACCAGUUAACAAACAUGAACUGGUUGGUCUGUGGCCAGGGAUAUUCUUGAGAGAAGGUAUCUUUGUAUUUUGUGUACACUGAUUUCAUUUGUGAUAUUGAAACAUGCUUAUUCAUGUAAUUGGUUUAAAUGAUGGUGGUUUCCUUAAAUGUUUUUGGUGCUAUAAUUCUGUUUUUUUUUUUACAAACAUUCCCAUACUUAAUUCAGGUAUGUUAUUGACCAAGAGCACUGGUUUACACAACCUUCACUGCCGCAACUUAACAAUGUGUCCCAAAUCUGUGCUCACUCUACCCUUACAUCCCAAGUUAGAAACUAAGGAACAUAUCAAUAUUGAUCCCUUGGUCAAAAAGUAGGAAGACUAAUACAAUGAGGACUAUUAGGAGCUAUGACAAUUAAUUAAUUGUAUUUGGUGAUAACAUUUUAUGCAUUAUUGCAGCACCUGAUAGAUGCAGUAGCCUAACUACCAUUGGUGAAAUUGUAAUGUUCUGAUGUCUGUUGAUACAGAGGAACAAUGCGGUACUAUAAAACAUGUUGUCAAAGGUGAUGUAUAUAGGUCAUUCAAUAAGACCAACGUUGACGUUUUCUGUAGAUCCGUUGUGUCUCCUGUGUUUUUACCUCACUGCACCUUAUUGUGAUGUCCCUGCUAGAGGUUUAUCUUUGUCCCUCCUCAAUUUACCACAUGAUGUUACACCCUGACCUGGCUUUAUUCUACCAUGAACCCCAACCUGAGAAGCUCUGACAAGGGAAAAAUGACUCCCCAGUUCUGUGAAAAACAGUUCUGAUUCGAAUAUAUAUAUAAAAUCCAUAUGCUCUCGUGUUUUGUAAUAUGCACACGAGAUACCAGUAAUUGUUUGGGGUUCAACUGAAAUAUAUGAAUAAAUUAAAGUAUUGUACUAAUUUAUUCAUAAUUCAUUGGUAUUGCCCCUCCACAAAAAGCACCCAAACAAGUGGAAAAUAUAAGCCAUUUUAAUUAAAACUCAAAGCACUUAAAAAGCGAUGUGAUUUGACUACAUUAGAUUAAUGAACAUUAACUACCGAUGAAGAAGCUAUGAUGUUUCAUGAAAAUAAUCGGGCGAAGUGUUGACAUGAGAGAAAGGCGAUAACUACAGUGUAUAGCCCUCAGACAUUGUUGCCCCUGCUCUGAUCGCUCAGAUGACUUUUUCCUGACACUGAGCAUAGACAUUUCUGCUGCUGUUGAGUAGAGGACCAUUCUCUUCAAGCACUGUGCCUAUGACUUCACCGUGGGGUGGGCUGGAGACAUGAACCCACCAUCAAGGACGGACUUUGUGUCUUUAACCCUCACUGGACAAGGAAGUGGCAUCUAUAAUAACAGUAAUCAGUGGAGAAGACAGUCCUGCUGGAGGAAAUGGAAACUGUUAUCCAGAUUGCAGCGCAACCUAAUCCUCUUCACCGUGGCUCUCAUGUUAGUUUGUGGGAUUGCUACUAACCCCAGUGUCACAGAACAUUUCCGAGGCUUGGCUGUUGUUGCGAAGGAGGAAGGUGACCAUGCUCUGAAACCUGUCAUCCAUGAGGUCCAACCUGAGUUGGACAAACUGAACCGACAGUUAGUACCAGAGUCACCUUCAGAGAAGCAGAAGAGGGCAGCCCACAAGCGGGGGCCACCCGGCCUGCAGAACCGACUGCAAAAGAAAGGGAACUUGUCAAAUACCCAGGUGGAGAAAGAGGAGGGAAUGAAGCCACUUGUUAACUGGCGUGUGGCCAUGAUUGACCAAGCCACUGAAAGAAGAACUGCCAAGGAAGAAGCGAACAAGGUGGAUGUCCCAGAGGUUGAGCAAGAGGGCCAUUCACACAAGGAGCCAGAAGUCGAUAGGCUUGAGGCAGUACGUGAUGCUUUCAGACAUGCAUGGAAGGGCUACAAAGAGUUUGCCUGGGGGAAAGAUGAGCUGAGGCCCAUGUCUAAGUCCUAUGGAGAGUGGUUUGGCCUAGGCUUGACCCUAAUUGAUGCACUGGAUACAAUGUGGAUCCUCAACCUCAAAAAAGAGUUUGAGGAGGCUAAGACCUGGGUGUCCACAGAGCUGUUCUUUGAUAAAGACGUGGACGUGAACCUGUUUGAGAGCACCAUCCGUAUCCUGGGCGGCUUGCUAAGCACUUACCAUUUGACUGGAGACACUCUGUUCCUGGACAAGGCUAAAGAUAUAGGAACGAGGUUAAUGCCUGCCUUCAACACCCCAUCCAAGAUCCCCUACUCAGAUGUGAACAUUGGGAAGGGUACGGCCCACCCCCCUCGAUGGACGUCGGACAGCACUGUUGCGGAGGUCACCAGCAUCCAGCUGGAAUUUAGGGAGCUGAGUCGCCUCACUCAGGACACACGCUACCAGGCUGCAGUGGAUGAGGUCAUGCAGAAAGUCCACAAGCUGGAGGGGAAGCAGGAUGGCCUCGUCCCCAUGUUCAUCAACACCAACAGUGGCCAGUUCACCCAUUUGGGGAUGUUCACGCUGGGUGCACGGGCAGACAGCUACUAUGAAUACCUCCUCAAACAGUGGAUCCAGGGAGGCAAGAAGGAGACGGCGUUGCUGGAGGAUUACCUGCAGGCCCUGGAGGGAGUGAAGAAGAACCUGCUGAAGAAGUCCUCUCCGAACAGGCUGACCUUCGUUGGGGAGCUUUCCCAUGGCAGGUUCAGCCCCAAAAUGGACCACCUGGUGUGUUUCCUCCCUGGGACCCUGGCUCUAGGGGCCCACCACGGCCUGCCAGCAGAACACAUGGAGCUGGCCAAGCAGCUGAUGGAGACCUGCUACCAGAUGUAUGCCCAGAUGGAGACUGGCCUGAGCCCUGAGAUUGUCCACUUUAACAUGCACGAGGGCAGCAUCGGAGAUGUAGAUGUGAAGCUUGCAGACAGACACAACCUCCUGCGCCCUGAGACGGUGGAGAGUUUGUUCUAUCUGUACAGGUUCACUAAAGACAGGAAGUACAGGGACUGGGGCUGGGAGAUCCUCCAGAACUUCAACAAGUAUACCAAGGUUUCUACUGGUGGCUACACGUCCAUCAACAACGUCCGGGACCCAGAGUACCCCAGCCCCCGGGACAAGAUGGAGAGUUUCUUCCUGGGGGAGACUCUCAAAUACUUCUACCUGCUGUUCUCCGAUGACCCGGAGCUGCUCAGUCUGGACAAGUAUGUGUUCAACACAGAGGCUCACCCCCUGCCCAUCUGGCCCACUGCACAGUGAGAGAUACACAGGGCAAGUCAACAUGAAGCACAUAUACAGUAAUACAUCACAGCUCAGGGCUUGGCUAACACCAAUAUAUCUAGUUAUUCCUUAUUGCAUAUCUCAGUGACUCAAAUUUGGGUUGGUUUACCCUCUCCUAAAUCGAAAACUCUGGGGAAAAAAAUGCCUAUUUUUAAAAGCCAUUAUUUGUUUAAAAAGUGAUUGUUAUAGCCAUGAUGGGGAGGGGUUGCAGCAGUGCUGGGGUGAGAUUGAAGCGUAGUAGCUUUGAUAUACAGUGGGGCUCCACGCAAGAUCUCACCCUGUGGGGUCAAAAUGAUCACAAGAACGGUGAGCAAAAAUCCCAGAACCACACGGGGGGACCUAGUGAAUCACCUGCAGAGAGCUGGGACCAAAGUAACAAAGCCGACCAUCAGCAAGGGCAUUGAAGAUGAAACGUGGCUGGGUCUUUCAGCAUGACAAUGAUCCCAAACACACCGCCCGGGCAAUGAAGGAGUGGCUUCGUAAGAAGCAUUUCAAGGUCCUGGAGUGGCCUAGCCAGUCUCCAGAUCUCAACGCCAUAGAAAAUCUUUGGAGGGAGUUGAAAGUCCGUGUUGCCCAGCAACAGCCCCAAAACAUCACUGCUCUAGAGGAGAUCUGCAUGGAGGAAUGGGCCAAAAUACCAGCAACAGUGUGUGAAACCUUGUGAAGACUUACAGAAAACGUUUGACCUCUGUCAUUGCCAACAAAGAGUAUAUUAUUUCCUUAUUAGGGUCCUUAUUUUCCACCAUAAUUUGCAAAUUAAUUAAUUAAAAAUCCUACAAUGUGAUUUUCUGGAUUUUUUUUUCUCAUUUUGUCUGUCAUAGUUGAAAUGUACCUAUGAUGAAAAUUACAGGCCUCUCAUCUUUUUAAGUGGGAGAACUUGCACAAUUAGUGGCUGACUAAAUACUUUUUUGCCCCACUGUAUAUUUGGUUAUCUUUGUCUGUUCUCGCCACAUUGCUGCUGAGAGGGCCUGUCUAUCCUCUGAUGACAGUUGUUUACUCAGAAGGAAGAGUGGAAAACAUGACAGGCAGCCAAGCUAUGUCCUUGGAUCAUCAUGGUUAUUUUGUACACCAACACUAGAGAAAGAUAUGAGCGUGACUGGACUCCAAGAUGUGCCUAGAUUGGAGGCAGCAGCAGCCUGAGAGGAAGUGCUAGUUUGACAGAAUACAGCACUGAGUGACCAGUGACACUCCCUAUCAUGGACUUCCCACAUGAAGAAAUUCUAUAGUAUACUAUGGUAUAAAUCACUGUAGUGUAUACUGUAGUAUUUACAGUUAACUAUAUUAUAAAUACUGCAGUAAAGGAAAACAGUAGUAUACUGUAGUAUUUAUUAUAGUGUUUUUGUUUUAUUAUCUUUGACAUAGAAGGGGAGGCUUUCUCCUUCCAAAAACCUACUGGAGAAUCACUAAUGAAGCACAUUUUCCAUAACCUGUAGGUAGGUAGGACUGGGGUCUGAAUGGAGAGUUCAGAGCUUCUGUUCUUUUCUAUAACCUGUAGGGAACACAAUAUAUAGUCUAUACUUGGCAUAUAGGUUUCUCACUUAUGGGUGGUGCAAAUUGGGAUAUGGGAGAGGGGAUGGGCAGGGUAUAUGCUAAUUAAAUACUGUAGUAUUUACUAUAGUUAUAAAAGUGUAGUGUUUUUGUGGACAUUACUGUAGUAUUUACUACAACAUUCUAUAGUAGGUUCUACACAUAAUUGAGGGAUACUACAGUGUGUAGUAUAACAUACUACAGCUUACUAUGGAAUUCUAUAGUAUGUACUGUAGUAUUCAUUUGUUUUAUGUAUGUGGGUUUACAGUAAAUGACCAAGUAUUGUGAUAAAACAUUCUGUGUCCCUGGAUCCUCUCACUCUCCGGUCUCUUGAUCGCAUUCUUAAGAAAUGGUUUAUACAGAUUUUGAAAAGAAAAUCAGUCUGAUUUUAAUUGCAUACUGUGAACCUUUUUGUGUAUGGGGACUGCAAGCACUUAUUGUUUAAUUUCCUUGUGUUUUGAAUUUGACUGACUCAGCUGCUAUUAUAUUUAAUGAAUGUUACGUUUUCCUUAUUUGUCAUGCUUUCCUUUGUUGUGGGGUCAAACUAGUGUAAGUUGGAGUGGACAUUUGGGUAAUUUUAGUUAUACAGAUGUUUGAGAUUUAAGCUGAAUUUAGUUAGUAUCAUUUGAAUUAAUUUAGUGUAUUGUGGUAUACUACAGGGCCUUCAGAAAGUAUUCAUACCACUUGACUUAUUCCACAAUUUGUUGUUGUAGUCUGAAUUCAUAAUUUAUUACAUAAAUGUAUUCUCUCACCCAUCUACACACAAUCCCUCAUAAUGACAAAGUGAAAACCCUGUUUUUAGCAAAUGUAUAAAGAAAUGUAAUGCAUAAGUAUUCACACCCCUGAGUCAAUACAUGUUAGAAUCACCUUUGGCAGAGAUUACAGCUGUGAGUCUCUAAGAGCCUUGCACACCUGGGUUGUACAAUAUUUGCACAUUAUUAUUUUCAAAAUUCUUCAAGCUCUGUCAAGUUGGUUGUUGAACAUUGCUAGACAUCCAUUUUCAAGUCUUGCCAUAGACCUUCAAGCUGAUUUUAAGUCAAAACUAUGACUUGGCCACUCAGGAACAUUUCAAUGUAAUCUUGCUAAGCAACUCCAGUGUAUAUUUAGCUACACUCGCAAUAACAUCUGCUAAACACAUGUAUGUGACCAAUAACAUUUAAUUUGAUUUAUUUGGCCUUGUUUUAGGUUAUUGUCCUGCUUAAAGGUGAAUUUGUCUCCCAGUGUCUGUUGGAAAGCAGACUGAACCAGAUUUUCCACUAGGAUUUUGCCUGUGUUAGCUCUAUUCCAUUUUUUAUUUUUAUCAUUAACUCCCUCGUUCUUGCCAAUGACAAGCAUACCCAUAACAUGAUGCAACCACCACCAUGCUUGAAAAUAUGAAGUCUAUAUUUGUAUUGACUGGGUGUUUUGGUACACCAUUUAUAGUGUAAUCACUUCACCAUGCUCAAAGGGAUAAUCAAUGUCUGCUUUUUUAUUUAUUUUUUACCCAUCUAUCAAUAGGUGCCCUUCUUUGCGCAGCAUUGGAAAACCUCUAGUCUUUGUGGUUGAAUCUGUAUGAAAUUCCCUGUUCAACUGAGGGACCUUACAGAUAAUUGCAUGCGUGGGGUACAGAGAUGAGGUAAUCAUGUUAAACAAUUAUUGAACACAAAGUGAGUCCAUGCAACUUAUGUGACUUGUUAAGCAAAUAUUUACUCCUGAACUUAUUCAGGCUUGCCAUAACAAAGGGGUUGAAUACUUGAUUCAAUUGUAAACUGCAACACAACAAAAUGUGGAAAAAAAGUCACUGUGUGACUACUUUCUGAAGGCACUGUAUAUCUGGAUAGGCUGUAUCAUUCCUGUAAAUAUCUAUUGGGAAUGCAAUAUGUAUAUUUUUCACUCUCAUGGUUCUAUUUGUAGUAGUAUUUUAUUUAAACGUUUUUGAGACUCAAUUCAACAUCCUAGGUAUAUAGUGUGAGAUUUUCUUCCCAAUUGGAAUGUUCAGCGCUCUCCUCAUUCAGUGUUGCUUCACUUGUGCCUUCAACGUUGCCCUGGAUAACCUUAUGAAACUAUUUUGACAUCAUUCAUAAAUUGCUGUUUUGUUAUGGAAAUGUGGAUAGUUGUGCACAGAUUUUUGUUUUACAUAUUCAUGGUGUGGAAUAAGGAAUGUCAUUUUCCAACAGUCUUUCAACCAUUUGCUGGAUGUACAUCCGUAACUUUCAAAAUGUGCAUGCACUUAUAGCACAUAUCACGAAAUAAGGGCUCUCUGCUUGCUAUCCCUCUUUCACAUUUCUGAUCAGUUAUUAUACUGCUGGUUGGAUUUCAGAUUCCUUUUUUAGAACUCUGAUGUUUCUCAAAAUGGAUUCUAAACGGUUUUAAACCAAAGAUAUCCUGGUUAUUACAAUAUCUGGAAUGAAUCUACACUUCAUUCUGUGAGGAAUGACAAAAUAAGCCAUUUCCCUAAGCCAUGUUUUAUAACAAUGUAACUAAGGACUAUUGGAGUUUUUGAUACAGCAUCUGAAGUCAGCUGCAGCCUGCUGACAGCUGUUAGCUAACCAAGGUCAACAGCGUGUUAAUACUGUCUUGGUUAAUCACGUCUGCUGUUGUUCUGAUUCCCUCAAGCUGUGGAGGACCAUUUUUAUUUCAAACUGCUAUUGCCAUAUACCCACCUGGGACCUCAAGGCAAAAUAAGAAAUAUAAGUUAUUGUAUUUUUCUUGCAUAUUGUAAACAUUUGCAGUCAAUGUUACACAUUUGUCAGAAUCUCUCCAUUUCAAUUCAAAUAUGCGCCUAUGACAUUUGCAACACUGUAUUUUGGAACAGCCCGUUUGAUGAGACUGCAACACCACUGACUCAGAUGGAAAGUAGUACACCCAUGUCUUGAUUUAAAUCUCUUUCAAACUUGGACAUGAACAUGCUAAACCAAAGGCUGGGAGCUAAUGAGACUAGUGUUUCUGGGUCUGUGAACUGUUUUUAAGUCAUGGCCUUUCAAAAUGUGUUAUGAAUCAUGUCACUUAGUUUUAUUAAACCAUGGACCUGCUUUAAUUUUGUAUAAAUGUCAACAUUAAAAUACUUUUAUUGAACAUUUUACAA